CGAGGAGCGCGGCAGACCCGGCCCAGCCAUGGACGAGCAAGCGGGACCCGGCGUUUUCUUCAGCAACAACAACAAUAACAAUGCCCUGCUUUUGCCGCCGCCGGCGGGCGGGCCAGGGCUGGAGCCGGGCGAGGCGGCGGCGGCAGCGGCUGCCGCGGCGGCAGCAGGAGCAGGAGGCGGUGCAGGGGUCUCAGUCUCCGGAGCCGCCGCACCAGUGUCGGCGUCCCGGGCUCAGUACAGCGUACCGGGCAUCCUGCAUUUCCUGCAGCACGAGUGGGGCCGCUUCGAGGCGGAGCGCGCCGAGUGGGAGGCGGAGCGGGCGGAGCUGCAGGCCCAGAUUGCCUUUCUUCAAGGUGAAAGGAAAGGACAAGAAAAUCUGAAGAAGGAUCUAGUGCGAAGGAUCAAAAUGCUGGAAUAUGCACUUAAACAGGAAAGGGCUAAAUAUCACAAAUUAAAAUAUGGCACAGAAUUGAAUCAGGGAGAUAUGAAGCCACCAAACUAUGAUUCUGAUGAAGGGAAUGAGACAGAGGUUCAGCCACAACAGAACAGUCAGCUAAUAUGGAAACAAGGACGACAGCUGCUAAGACAAUACCUACAAGAAGUGGGCUACACCGACACGAUAUUGGAUGUAAAGUCAAAACGAGUACGAGCUUUAUUGGGCCUCUCAAGUGAUGCUUCAGAGAAGGAAAACAGAAAUCAAGAGCCAAUGGUAAAUGGCACAGAGGGCCAGAUAAAAGAAAACGCAAUGAUUGGGAAACCUGAAUUGACUGACUCUGCCUCUCUGCUAGAGACCUUCAAGUUUCUUGAAAAUGCAGCUGCAGACUUUAGUGAUGAAGAAGAUGAAGAUGAUAUUGAAGGAAGAGAGAAAACAAUCAUUGAUACUGCAACAAUUGUAAGGAAAAGAGUGCUAUCAGACAGCAGUGAAGACAGAGAUACAGAAGAAGCUUUGAAAGAGUUUGACUUUUUAGUUACCUCAGAUGAAGGUGAUGGGGAAUCGAGAAGUUCAGGAGAUGGAACAGACUGGGAAAAGGAAGACCAGUGUCUCAUGCCUGAAGCUUGGAAUGUCGACCAGGGAGUAAUAACCAAACUCAAGGAACAAUACAAAAAGGAGCGCAAGGGGAAAAAGGGGGUGAAGAGAAAAACUACCGAAGAUAUGUUUCAGCCUCAAUCCUAUAUAAAACAGUCAAAACAGGGAUGUGGGAAAAUGAUGGAGCAAAGCACAGGGCCCAACAGGUCAAAGCUACAGGAUAUGCUUGCAAACUUGAGAGAUGUUGAUGAUCUCCCUUCAUUACAGCCAUCUGUUGCACCUUCUUCUAGGCCCAGUAGCUCAAGGCUCAUUGAACAUGAGAUAAACAGAACAGAUGAAGUGGAAGCUUUAACAUUCCCUCCUUCUUCCGGGAAAUCUUUCAUUAUGGGAACAGAUGAAGCCCUGGAAAAUGAGCUGGGUCUUGGAGAACUAGCAGGCCUUACAGUAGCCAAUGAGGCAGAUUCACUGACUUACGAUAUAGCAAACAAUAAGGAUGCACUGAGAAAGACUUGGAACCCCAAAUUCACAUUAAGAAGUCACUUUGAUGGAAUAAGAGGUCUCGCUUUUCAUCCGGUCGAACCAGUCUUAAUAACAGCUUCAGAGGACCAUACAUUAAAAAUGUGGAAUUUACAAAAAACAGCCCCAGCAAAAAAGAGCGCGUCUCUUGAUGUAGAACCAAUAUAUACCUUCAGAGCACAUAAUGGACCAGUGCUCUGUGUGGUGAUGAGCAGUAAUGGAGAACAGUGUUAUAGUGGGGGAACAGAUGGCCUCAUCCAUGGCUGGAAUACAACUAACCCGAACAUUGACCCCUAUGACUCUUACGAUCCUUCUGUUCUAAGAGGUGCUUUUGUAGGCCAUACAGAUGCGGUGUGGGGUCUGGUUUACAGUGGAGCACACCAGCGUCUGCUGUCCUGUUCAGCUGAUGGCACUAUACGUCUAUGGAAAGCUACAGAAAUUGCUCCAGCUCUCAAUAUAUUUAAUGAUAAUCAAGAAAUGGGAAUUCCUUCAUCAGUAGAUCUUGUGAGCAGUGACCCAAGUCUCAUGGUAGCAUCAUUUAACAGUGGACACACUUGCAUUUUUAACAUGGAGACACGGCAACGAAUUCUUACCCUGGAGUCCAGUAUGGAUACUACAGUCAGCUCCUCCUGUCAGAUAAACAGAGUCAUCAGCCAUCCAACUCUUCCAAUUAGUAUCACUGCCCAUGAAGACAGACACAUCAAAUUCUACGACAACAAUACAGGAAAACUGAUCCACUCCAUGGUAGCUCACUUAGAUGCAGUUACAAGUUUAGCUGUUGAUCCUAAUGGCUUGUAUUUGAUGUCUGGCAGUCAUGACUGUUCGAUUCGCUUGUGGAAUCUUGAAAGCAAGACCUGCAUCCAGGAAUUUACUGCUCAUCGUAAAAAAUUUGAUGAGUCCAUUCAUGAUGUGGCAUUCCACCCCUCCAAAUGUUAUAUUGCCAGUGCAGGAGCAGAUGCCCUGGCUAAAGUGUUUGUAUGACAGAGUGCUUCCCUUUCAACUCUAGCUUUGUAUAUAUUUAACCAGCUGCAUAAAAGAGAAGAGAAGGGCGUGAGUCCUCUUACCCUGCCCUGUAAUUCAGAGAAUGUUUGUAAGUGUUUAGUUUUGCAGGGUGCUGUUUUCUAAAUUGAAGUUUGUUCUGGUUUCUGUGAGCUCAGCUGGUGCUGAGAGCUUGGAAACUCUCAGUUUCAACUGUUAAAAAUCAAAAGAAAUGCUUUUAUUUCAGAUGGUGUGAAUUUUCGUCCAGGCAGGCCUUGGGUGAAACUAGGUCUAUGUAUUAUCUUAUUAAUAAAAUGGAGUACUGGAAAAAAGGGGUCUAAUUGCAUCAGGGAGUAGGAAAAGAGGGAAACUUCCUAGGAUUCUGCUCAUUGAGGAAUCUAAAUGUACUUAAAUCACCUGGAAAAAGUAAUUUCACAUGCUCAUUUCUGUGUCAUGUGAGAGGCACUUUGUCAUCCCUUUGGUAUUAAUAAAGUAGAUCUUGUUCAGACACCAGUAAUGGAUAGUUAAUCUCAGCCACGUGGCUGCUAGCCUAAGAUAAAUGCAGUUAAAGGAAAGCAAAUUACUAACAUAAAUUAAUGCAGUGAAGUUUCUGUUGCAUCUUUUGUGUCAUACAGGAAUUAUUCAGUUUGCAAAAGAAAUAUAUAAUUGUUUUUAAAACUGUAUUAGCAUGUGGCUAGAAGCUGAGCCUUUAGUCUAUUCCCAAUUAACAACAGCAGACUGAAGCAGUCUGUAUAUACUGUAGUAGCAGAUUUAACUUAUUCAGAUUUAUAAUGCUGUUUAUUCUUGGAGAUCUGGCACAAGAAAUUAUCACAAAGCUUUCCGAAAAAGCUGUCCUACAACUUAACUAUCAAAUAUUCAUCUCCUCUUUCUGUUCCUGUUAAAAAAGGGUAUCAUUCUGGGCAUUAAGGGUAACAGUGAAAUACUUCUUUUGAAGAUUAAGCCUAUACCUGAUGUUUUGUGUGAGUCCUACUAAUGCAGUAGGUGGGAACUGUACAAAGUUCCAUCAAGUUGAGAUAUUUUGCUACUUCUAGGAGUAUUUCCCAGCUUCACCGUUUCUGCAACUUUUUAAUUUGUAUGCUUUGCUGGGUGUAUCAUGCCAUUGAUUAAGUUAUCUGUGUCCCGUCUUACUUAGCGGGUGUGUGGGGGAGGUUACCUUUUACAAUACCCUGCGUGGUUCGUGGGAGAAACCACAGGCGCUCCAGAGGUUGAAAAUGAAAGAACUCAUUUUAUUGUAAAACUUCCCUAAACUGUGUCAGGAGGAACAAAAGUCUUGGCAAGUUCUUAUUCUUAUGAAAGAUCCAAAGUAGAGUGAGAAAAGGAGAAAGAAAAGGAGGAGACAAAAUAGAGAGAUAGGUUUACCACCCCAUGGAUCUAGUGACGUCUUCUCAGUCAACGAGUUGAAGUGCUUUUAGUCAAUGAGUUCGCUGAAGUCCAGGAUGGAGGAGCACGCCACACGACUGAAGAAUGAUUGCUUUCUUAUAGGAUCAGGUUCCUUGGAAUCCUCCCACAGAUUCAUCUGCAUGCUUGCCCAUGAGUUGUGAGCUAUUCUGGAAAGUUCCUGAUGGUGAUAGGGGUAUGUGGUAAGUCCCCAGAUCCGGUUAAGUCUGUACUUCGACGAGUGCAGGCUCAGUGCCUUGUAGCACUGUCUUUGGGCUGUUUGUUGCCUAAGUAGUUAAUAUCCACAGCUUUAGGGUAGCCAAUACAGGAAAAUACCCCCAUCUUCAUGGACUUUGUCCAGGACUUUGUCCUGGUUCCCUGACAGUUCGGUCAAUCACAAGAUGCCCAAGAACAAAGUGAAGUGUUACCUAUGUUCUAUGUGAAUGUCAGGGAGGGAAGGUUUUGUCUCCAAAAAUCAAUAUGAGUUUCCUCAUAAUAGGCAAAAUGGGUAUUAGGUAAUCCCAGAGAAAAAUUUUCUCCAGAGCUUUCAGUUGUUUCCACCUUGUCCUUGACCAAAAGAUGGUCAGCCUUCAGUUGAAUAUAGGUGUAGUCCUUGAAUUUCCAAACUAGAGGAAGAAGGACACGAGACCUGUCUGUUUGUUAGUUAUGAGUCAGAUUGAAAGACAUAAUGAUUGGUGUUACAAAAGAUCUCAAGCCCUGCUCAGAGGGAGCUGGAAGAGUUACACAGGUACUUUGGUCCUAUUCCAUAUUCAUACAAAUCUCACACUAUAUAGGGGAAUCCUCUCACUGUGAUUCCUAUGUACACAAGACAAAUCACACAAAGUAGUGAUUGCAGCAAACCUACAUACAUACUGUAAAGUAAUUUUUAAACUAAGAACUAUAUAAUCGAUUGAUAGGAUCCUAACAGUAACACAGAUGUUUGAAGUGGACUUUGUAAUUCAGUAGAUUCCUCUACCUGCAGUAGAAAACAAAGAAGAACUGGGUCCUUUCAGAACCAAGGGAACUUCUCCCAACUGGUGGCAUGUCCACCAGUACUGGUUGGCCUGGAUAGUAUGAGGAGUUCUUAGGAUCAUCUGUUUCUCUGUUCUUGGGAAGGAUGUGGGGAGCCUUAUGGCAAAGUGCCGUGAGUCAUGGACAUGCCACCUAUUGUUCACUUUUGUCACCGCAUCCCAGAGUCAAACAGACCGCCCUGGGUCUUGGGGUCUUAGUCUCCAGAGAACCUAAAGUGUAUUGCAGUUCCUUUUUACUUUGCUCCUGUAUUGUAGAUACAGCAGUAAGGAGGCCGGUGUUUGCAUUCAGGCAGCGAUGAGUCAAUGGUCAGUUGCCAUUUUCCAUUUGGUUUACAAACUCGCCAUACAGGAGAGUUGUAAAGUGAGUGGGUUUGGAUGACAUGACGGGGGGGAUCCCCUCUCUUGGACCCAGUGGUAAGUGGUGCAGCUUUACAUUUACAGCCUUGGAUGAGGGAAGUUUGGGAGCAAAUUCCAAAAAAAAAUCUCCAUUUAUUCCCCUUAGAAUCCAUCCGAGCUUUCCCUUUUACUAGAUCUAGCCCCAGUAUACUGGUGGGGAACAUGCCCAAUAUCAGGAUAGUCUCUGGAGGAGUGGAGUCACCAAGUAACUAACAUUUUAUCCAAGCUGUGGGUUGGUGUUUAGAGUAUCCUAACACAUCAGAAACUUGUUUUUUGUCACGCCACCACUCUGCUUUGCUGUCUCAGCAUUUAGAGCUGAUGUUUGGACUCCCAUAUCUUCUACAAAGGCCACAGCAUAAAGUUUUAAAGAAUCGGCUAGUCCUCUAAUCAGAGGAGUCAUCAGGAUUAGCCAUAAGCAACAGGGGGGAAGGUUGCUGAGGUGUAAGCAGUCUGUCAUGUGUUAACUGAAGGCAAACUGCUUUCUGUAUACUUUCAGUAACUGACCCGGACCAGGGGUAGGUGUGGAUAUGGGGUUUCCCUGUUCUGUGGAUCUAGUUCUUCUCCCCAGUAUGCCAUACACAGGGCCAGGAACCAUGGUUUCCUAAUAUAAUCUACUGUUAGAAAUACUCAUAGGCCCCAGUAUUCCUGAGCUGCUGCUUCUUCUGAGAGCUUAAUCCUGUGCCCUCCAAUCAGGAAAACCCUCCAUGCAUACUAUGUUUCAGUUUACCUGCCUGCUAUGUUUUUCCUGUAACUUAGCCAAUUCAGUGGCACUACAAGGUAUUGCCUUUACAGUGACAGUAGGCUUGGUGCCCUUGCUCAUCAUCAGAAACUAUUUCAGUUUUAGUGAGUGGUUUAAGUUUAGGGUUGGAAAGUAACUCAGUCCUGGCUGCUUUUAGACCUUUCCAGGGGUAAUGAGACACAACUUCACUGAUUGAGGAGAUUGGCCUGCAUAGCAAAGGAAUCAAUUCUAAUAGAGUCUCAUUAUGUUCUUUUUCAAUUUGGUUAACAUUAUGCUUAUCUUUCUGAUGGCUAUUAAGGCUGCCUCUAACAUAGCGCAAAUCACAUCUUUUCGCUUUCCAGGUUUUGUUCGAUUUUCUUUUGCCAAGUCCUUUAUUCUUCCUGCCACAAUUGCCAGGAACCUGCCAGUGUUCCUCAGCCCUGCUUACCCUCCUCAGGGUCAGGCAAGCCUUAUAACUCUUCAACAAAUCUAAUAAUGGGGAGCAGUCAAAGUCAGGCAUUUCCUGGGUUGCCAUGACCCUCAGCUGGAGAUUUUGGCUUCAACCAAAAAUCAGUUCUUCUUUAUCUGACACUCUGACCGUUAUCCCCUUAAAAAAACCAACCUCUGAACUGCUUCUCACAGAGUAUCCUGCUGACUAUGCCAAUGUUAAUGUCCUGUCCUGCUCGGCAGGUGGGUGUGCUGUUCACAGAGCUGUUUCACAGCCUGAAGAAUGAGUGUUUCUUGUAAUUACUCAACAGAUGUGAUUUGUUUAUGUAUUCAGAGCUUCUCUGUUGAUUUGAAUGACAACUUUUAAUGCAAUCUUUUGGUCUUUUAUACCUUCUUAAAGAAGGUGAGUGGAUUCUUUUCUGUGUCAUCAUCAGAGUUACUGCUGCUCAUAAGCCUGAAGUUGGUGUUUUUCUAGUGGGAGUGGAAGACAGAAUUUCUGCUACAGAUAAUUUCUGAUGUGAGUAGGAAAGAGCCCAGUGCAAGUCUUCCACAUACCAGCCUAAGGUUAAGACUGGAAAAUGAUGAAUAAAUCUUUACCUUUAAACUGACACUUUUAAAAAAGGAAUCAUUGAAUCAUGGAAAGAUAUCAACAUAGAGUUUGACUGUGUUGUUUUUAAAGUGGCAUUUGGGAAUGGGACCACAUUUGAAACUGAUCUCAGAGUUUAAAUCAACUGUAUUAUUUAGAAUAAAAGGGUGACCUGUGCUGUUUGAGCCUGCAACACAUUAUAUUUACUGCUAAAAUAUCCUGGAAUACCUUUUAUUGCUCAGAAUAUUCAGAUAUGUCCCUUCAUGAUAUUGAUAUGCAAUAUAUUUCCAUAGAUGGGAUUAGAACUUUUACCAAGAAACAGAUGACUACAGUAGUAAUUCAGAUUAUUUAGUUUUUAUAAAGAGUUUUGGUUAUUAUAGAAAGGGGAAACUUUGCUGCAAAACUGAGCAUUCAGCUUUGAGAGUUCUGUGUACUUGACUCAUAUUCUUUCAGUGUCAUUUCUUUUUGAAGAGGAAAUUAAAAAGAUUUAUUUGAAAAAUUCUAAAAGUUAUGUAUAUUAUAUAUGUGUAUAUAUAUUGUAAACAUGUAUUAAAUGUGUCUAGUAAGGGAAGACUCCAUGGGUGCAUUUUAAUGUUUUGGUAUUAAGAGUUCUCUUGAGUUUGUGUAUACAAAGGAUAAUGGUGUGAGUAUGAAAUGAAUGUUGUGCUUUUGCUUACACGAUAUGAUACGUAGUUACAGUUGUUUAAAUUGCUGUACAUAAAACUAAUAGGCCAGCAUGCUUGUUUUUAAAGACUGUCAUUCUGAUUGCAAUUGGAAUGUAAGAAGUGGCUGUUCAAA
Messenger RNA from Melopsittacus undulatus (budgerigar), 7895 nucleotides. It is a transcript of the gene STRN, whose product is annotated as striatin. Gene Ontology annotation, cellular component: dendrite. Lineage: Eukaryota; Metazoa; Chordata; Aves; Psittaciformes; Psittaculidae. Bases 29 to 2524 code for a protein of 831 amino acids. The transcript has 19 exons. Gene Ontology annotation, molecular function: protein phosphatase 2A binding; armadillo repeat domain binding; protein-containing complex binding. The record is from RefSeq and is a predicted model, not a curated record.